CGCCAGCAGCAUGUCUCGGAGGAAGAUUUCAUCCGAGUCCUUCAGCUCCCUGGGCUCCGACUACCUGGAGACCAGCCCUGAGGACGAGGGGGAGUGCCCCCUGUCCAGGCUCUGCUGGAACGGCAGCCGCAGCCCGCCCGGGCCGGCCGAGCCCAGCGCGGCCACCGCCGCUGCCGCCGCCGCCGCCGCCCCGGCCCCGGCUGCCUCUGCCGCGGCCGCCGCCGCCACGGCCGGGGCCAGGAGGGCACAGCGCCGGAGGCGGGUCAACCUAGACUCGCUGGGCGAGAGCAUCAGCCGCCUGACGGCGCCCUCGCCUCAAAUAAUCCAGCAAACUCUGAAGAGGACCUUGAAGUAUUAUGAACAUCAAGUGAUUGGUUAUAGGGAUGCAGAAAAGAAUUUCCACAAUAUCUCUAACAGAUGCUCCUAUGCAGACCAUGCCAACAAAGAGGAAAUUGAAGACGUCUCAGGAAUUCUACAGUGUACUGCUAAUAUACUCGGUUUGAAAUUUGAGGACAUUCAAGAAAGAUUUGGUGAGGAGUUCUUUAAUAUAUGCUUUGAUGAGAAUGAAAGAGUCCUUCGAGCUGUAGGUGGCACAUUACAGGACUUUUUUAAUGGCUUCGAUGCUUUAUUGGAACACAUUAGAACUUCUUUUGGAAAACAGGCCACUCUGGAGUCACCAUCUUUCCUAUGCAAAGAGCUCCCUGAAGGUACUCUCAUGCUCCACUGCUUCCACCCGCACCACGUCGUGGGCUUCGCAAUGCUGGGUAUGAUUAAGGCUGCAGGAAAGAAGAUCUACUGCCUGGACGUAGAGGUGGAACAGGUUGCAAAUGAGAAGCUGUGCUCCGAGGGUUCAAACCCAGGCAAUUGUAGCUGUCUUACGUUCCUUAUCAAAGAAUGUGAAAACGCUAAUGUCACAAAGAACCUUCCACGAGGAACCUCCCAGAUUCCUACAGACCUCAGAAUUAGCAUCAACACCUUCUGCAGAGCCUUCCCUUUCCACUUGAUGUUUGACCCCACCAUGUCAGUCCUUCAGCUGGGUGAAGGCCUGAGGAAGCAGCUCCGAUGUGACACUCACAAAGUGCUCAAGUUCCAAGACUGCUUUGAGAUCGUCUCCCCAAAGGUGAAUGCCACCUUCGAGAGGGUCCUGCUGCGGCUGUCCACCCCCUUUGUGAUUAGGACCAAGCCUGAGGCUUCUGGCACUGAAAAUAAAGACAAGGUGAUGGAAGUCAAAGGACAAAUGAUCCAUGUCCCAGAGUCAAGCUCCAUUUUAUUUUUGGGAUCUCCAUGUGUGGACAAGUUGGAUGAACUCAUGGGCCGAGGACUACAUCUCUCUGACAUUCCUAUUCAUGAUGCCACCCGAGAUGUCAUUUUGGUUGGUGAGCAGGCAAAGGCUCAAGAUGGCUUGAAGAAGAGGAUGGACAAAUUAAAGGCAACUCUAGAAAGAACUCACCAGGCCCUGGAAGAGGAGAAAAAGAAAACAGUGGAUCUUCUUUAUUCUAUUUUUCCUGGAGAUGUAGCCCAGCAGUUGUGGCAAGGGCAGCAAGUGCAGGCCAGAAAGUUUGAUGACGUCACCAUGCUCUUCUCUGAUAUUGUUGGCUUCACGGCCAUAUGUGCCCAAUGUACACCCAUGCAAGUGAUCAGCAUGCUGAAUGAACUGUACACCAGAUUUGACCACCAGUGUGGAUUUUUGGAUAUUUAUAAGGUGGAAACAAUAGGCGACGCCUACUGUGUUGCAGCAGGACUUCACAGGAAAAGCCUCUGCCAUGCCAAACCCAUUGCUCUGAUGGCCUUGAAAAUGAUGGAGCUUUCAGAAGAGGUGCUGACACCUGACGGGAGACCAAUUCAGAUGAGGAUAGGCAUUCACUCCGGCUCUGUGCUGGCUGGAGUUGUUGGAGUGAGAAUGCCAAGAUAUUGCCUGUUUGGAAAUAACGUCACUCUGGCGAGCAAAUUUGAGUCGGGAAGUCACCCUCGGCGCAUCAACGUGAGCCCAACCACUUACCAAUUAUUAAAACGAGAAGAAGGUUUCACGUUUAUUCCACGGUCCCGUGAAGAGCUUCCAGACAAUUUCCCAAAGGAAAUCCCUGGGAUCUGCUACUUCCUGGAGGUAAGGACUGGUCCAAAGCCGCCAAAGCCUUCUCUGUCUUCAUCAAGGAUAAGAAAGGUUUCCUACAACAUCGGCACCAUGUUCCUCCGGGAGACAAGUCUCUGAGGCCUGCUGCACAUCAAAGACUCCUCCCAAAAGCACAAGCCCAGAAGUUGGGUCAGAACAAGAGCAUAGAAGAGAUUGUUUCUCUGUCAUUGCUUUGUUGAGAGCAAAUAGUGAAAUUUCUGUGUUGGGUCAGGCAAUAAUUCUAGAAAAAGGGGAUGAUUUCUGUCAAUAAAAGGCUCAAGCGCAGGGGAAAUAAGAUGUAUCCAUUCAUCUAAGUGAUUUGGUCAAACACACACACACACACACACACAUUUUAAUUAUAAAUAUGGGCCCCCUUUCAAAACCAACCAGUAAAUAGAUUGCUUGUUUUCUUGUUUUCCACACAUACAGGUAUCUCUCCCUAUAUAUUUGUACCACUUUUGAGAGCCAAUUUUGAUUACAUAUUCCUACAUUUAGUGAGUCAGUAAGUGAGGAAUAUUUUCUAACUUUCUUUUUCUGAACUGACAUUUCAUACAUAUAUCAUGGCAGUGUGGUAACAUUCCCAGCAGGAAUAAUUGUAUGAAAGCAAAAUAUUUUAGGGAUAUUACCUAUUUUUAUACAUAUCUCUUCUAGGUAAUUACAUUUCACACAACAUUAUUAGAUUUUUUUCAGAACUUGCAAAUGUAUUAUUGGUCUAUUAUGUAACACUAUCUAUUAAUCUAAUGUAGUUUCACUUAUUUACAAAGACUAGUACUUAGGCUGAGAGUACAUAUAACUGGGGAUUUCAGAUGCUGGGGAAACUUUCUCCUUACUGUAUCUUUUAAAUUUAAUUAAUGUAGCAUGGAAAUCAGGGGAAAUGGAAUUUAAUAUUGACAAAUCUGUAACCAAAAUUAUAGAAAAGUCUCUUUGCCAUCUUGUGACAAAUACUACUGAAAAUGAAAUGUGUUGCUAGAUGAGAGAUAUCCUUUCCAACUAAGCAUUUGGAAAUACAGGUAGCUUUUGCACCACUUAACUGCAUUCUAAUGACAGUCUGCUACUAAAUCAUGUGUUAAUAACCCCUGCCCUGUCCCCAGUUGGUGCCCUCUAAGGCCUGACUCCCACUCUUAGAACAAAUCCCUGGAUUACAGGCAUUAGUGAUAAGGUGUCUGGACAUUUUGCCAAGCAUGCAGUUCUCCUUGCAUAACACAAGAAAAGGAAAGCCCUGUUUUGGGACUAAAAACAAAUCUGCAGUUUAAUGAUGUGACCUUUAAAUUCAGUGAACCAUGUUUAUGAACACUAAACUGGGUCUAACUCAGAACUAGUAGUCUCUGUAGUUAUAGGUAGGUUGCCAUCACAUGUUCUGCUAAAAGACCUGCUCCCAUUAAUCAACACUGCAUGAAAAUAUUAUAGGCUCCCACUGAAAUUAGGAGAAUGGUAUAUCCAGAGUUUUCCUAUUUCUGAUCAGACAUAAAAUCUACAUUUCUAUUAAUGUUAAUGAGCUGGAAGAAUCCGUUUCCUUAAAACUUUGGAGUGGACAUUUUCUUAAUCCAGUAGUUAUAGUCAUUGGUAGCAAAUGUCUACUGAAUGUAAUAUAUUUUUUUUUCCUUUCAUGGUUGUUAGCUGCAUCAAGAUUUGGGUAGGGUGUAACUCAGCUAAGAAGUAUGUAACAAAUUCCCAUUGCAGUCUGUGAGGUCACUUAAUGUUUUUUACAUUCUCUAAGUGUAUGGCUAGAAAAUAUUUAUCAGCGUGCACAGUAUUUGUUAUAAUCCUGACCCUGUUUAUAAUGUGAGCUCUAUUCUCAUCCUGGUCUAUAAAGUUACUAGUGGGUUGGUGGGACAUGGGCCCUGAGCUCUCUAUACCCUGUUUGCUAUCCUCUUCCCUACUCCUAGGUCUGUUUUUAGAUUCAUGGGGGAGAGGAGGCUUGAUGGAAGACCCUGUGGGCUGAGGACAGGAUAUUAUCAUGGAAAUAAUUACUCACAAAGAAAUCUCUGCAGGGGACUGAGAGAUUAACACAUUUGUUUCAUGGAGGGCAGUGGGUGGUAUGCAGAAAGUGUAGAUGGAACAGUCUGGGAGCACCUCUUUGUUCAUGCUGAUGUUAGAAAAUAUCUUAGCUAAAACACUGAUGGGCUCAUGACAGCACAGGAACAUGGGCAAUAACCCAGCUCACUGAAGUCAUUUAUGCUUAUUCUGUGCAGCAAUUUAGAGUUUAUAAUGUAUUAAAUAAAUACAUGUGUUUGUGAUAAUGUGUCUUGUAACAAAAGCCUGAAAGGGACUUUCAGAAACCAUCCAAUCUAUUUCUGCCUUUUGUAAAGGUUUGUCUAAGCAGCUAUUCUAAACACAUGGUUAUCCUUGCUGUACUUAAGAAUAUCUGUGGGAAGCAGCUGUAUUUUAAAAACAUUAUUGGAAAUCCACUCCAUUAUCUGACAAUUGGUGAGAGGGAUUGAGAGAAGUAUUACAUGUAUACUCCCAAUUUGUCAGAACAAUCACUGUGUAUUAGUUUAUAUGAUUUUCUUAGAAAAGAGGUAGCCAUUUAAGUGUCACAAAUGUCACACUGAAAUAUACCAGAGAUCUAUUAUAUAUCAGACAGGAUGUAAACCACAAUUUUCUUACCAUGUAAUCUAAAUGUGUUUUUGAAGCUAUACAAUGUAGCAAUGUUCUAAUUUGCUAUCAUUUUAUCAAUCUAUUCCAGUCAACUAUUACAGUUACUAUUGCCAUAUUUGUUUGCAAGGUACUAUAAACAAUUUGUUCAUUUUAGCUGCAGUUAUGUCACAUAACUCAGUCUACAUAUUGUACCUUUGGAAUUAUAACUAUAAAAAUAUGGUGGCAUUUGCCAUUUCAUUUGACUGACAUCUAUAUACUAUCCUCACUUACUUACAAUGCAUAAACAAUAUGCAUUUUAAUGUGACAGUAGAAGGAAUUUAAACAGUGUUCUCCUAGAAACCAAGUGAUAUUAACCUGCGUUAAUAGCUUUAAUCCACUCAAAAAGGAAUACUUUAACAUAUAACAUUUAUAAUACCCGUGUUUCAGUGUCCUUUCAAAAAGCUAAUUUGUCAAAGGCACUAUAUAACAAGAAGUCAUCCAUACCAAAGCACUGGAUCAUUUUGAUGGACAGAAUGCCACCAUUUGCAAGUCUAUCGUUAUCUAACAACAUCAGCAUCCCAAAAUAUUUAUUCAAAACUUGCUGUACAGUAACUCCUUUGUGAACCUUAACCAAUAUUUAACAUUGGCCCGAAUAAGAGUAAUAUGCCUCAGAAGAACAUUUAGUUAGGUAUCUAUGCUGUGCAGCAUGGGGUAGAGAAGAUACAACAUCUAUGUAACAUGUAAUCCAACUGUUUAAAAUUGGCCUCUACAUUAAUCUCUUCUCGUAUUUUAAAUUGUUUUGCAAUUCCUUUAAAUACUCGAAGUGUGUGGAAUCCAGUGGGCUGUGACCUCUUGUGACUUGAAGACACUGAUUCUUGAGACUAGAGAAAGGCUCUGUGGAUUCAACACUUAAGAUAUUAACUCUCAUGUCUCACACUUCUUGUCCAGUGACAGUGACAUCAGGAAACUAUUUUAAUGUGAAAGUGUGAAAGUGUGUGCCUCUCCAGGAGAAACAAAGCAGAACAAGACAAAAGCAACCUAAAGAAAUUUUCAUUCUCAAGUGCUGCAAGGCUUUUAUAUUUGAAAAUUCCCCUGAGCUUCAGUAAUAAAGCAAAAAGUAAAUCGAUAGGUACAAAAGGAAAAACCACAGAGUAUUUGGAAAACUACCAAGCUCUGUGUUUUGAAGAGAAUCAUGUUGCCACCUACUGAAGUAGUGUAUCUAAAGUUGUGCGAUACCAAGAGGGAACUUAAGAUUAUGACCAUCACUGAAUGUAUUUAUUGCAGGCUUCUGGGUUCCUGACUUGCUGGGGCAGGAUUGCAGAGGCCUAGAGCAGAAAGUAAAGAACCUACACAAACAUUUUUCACACAACUGGACCUAUCUCAGCCUCUCUCACUUCACACUGUUUCUGGAGAAUGUACCAUCCCUUCAAGCCUGGCUCCGUUAACAAACACCAUUUUCUCUUCCAAACUUGGCAUGCCACAGCAUAGCUGUUGCUUGAUUCAGGCCUACAGACCCACUCAGUUCCAGGCUUGAGCAACAAUUUGGUUCUGAAAUGAACUUUUGUCAAGUACAUUGCUCGCAUCUGCAGCUUAGCCCUCUGCACCUCCUUCAAAAUAGAAUCUAACUCCAAUCACUCCAUGUAAUGAUUCUGCAUCUUCCUUUGGAAUUCAUUAUACAUGACCCUUAACAGGCUUUGGACUACACCAAAAGCCUUUCAGUCAGCAACACCAAGAAACUCAAGUCCAAGAACCAAGCCUCAUAUUAUAUCUUAGUUAUUUCUAUCUUUUAGUUGACAGACUUUAAGCUGCAGAAAUGAUAAUUUCAGGUUUCUAUAAGCAUAUUUUAUGAGAUGUAACCCAAAAAUCAUUAUGCUAGUGAGACUUAAUCAUUAAAAUAUAACAUAUUCCACUCUGAAUGAUGGCUUUAUGAUAUAUUUAGUUCACAGUCAGCUGGUUUUAUGUGUACAUAAAUUGUGUUAACACGAUUGAACAAAAAUUACUGUUAAAUGGGUACACCGACCCCAGCUAUGGACACAAUUUCAGGAUACCUGUGGUGGUGAAUGACGAGCAGACACUGAUGUUAGCUACAGACUAACAAAAUCUUGUCAGAGUAUAUUGAGAUAGUGUGCAAAAUUCCUUCCUCACACUUUAUUCAAGCAACUGAAACCUAAGUAUUAUUGUCCUGCCAUUUUUUUCUUUCCUCCCUUUGUUCCUUUUUCCUUCUUUCCUUUCAUUGAAAAAGAAAACAUAGUUAAUUAUUACAUUUAUUAUUGUACAGGAACAAUCACAGCUAGUCUCAUAUUGUGAAACUAUUUUACAAAGUAAUGAAUAUUCUUUGUGUGUGUGUGUUUAUUGAAUGUAUAUGUUACAUGAUUAAAGGAAGUCAAUUUUUUGGAAAGAUUUGGGAAUGUAGAGAAGUAAAGUUUGUGUCUGUUUCUAAUACAUUGUGACCAGAUCACAGUUUCGGUCAGGUACCUCAUUGCCAUCUCACCCUUAUUGAGAAAUGACCUAACUCAGUGGUUCAACAGAUCUACUUGGAAAUAUCCGGCUGACAUCAUAAGAAUUACCUAGUGAGUUUUAGAAAUACAAAUUACUAGGUUCUACUUCCAGAGAUUUAUAUUUAGUAGGUCUCAGGUAAGACCUAGCAAUCUGUAUUUUGGAAAUCACUCUAAAUAGUAUACAUCUAGAUUUAAAGAUCAUUGAAGAGUAUUUAUAUAAUCCCAUUCAUUCGAAGUACAAGUAGAUUGACAGAGCAGUGUGUUAUUCAUCUGUAGCUGUUUUGAAAAGUUAAAUACUCUAGGUUUCAUAUUUUUCCUCACAAGUUUUACUUUUAGCUUUGGUUUCAAAUUUAUAAUCUGCUUUGUGAGCACGAAUCUUCAAACUUAUUAGAGAUAGAAGACAACACUGACAAGCAUGAGGGAUGAAUAUUGCUCACUAUAGGGCUAUUAGGCAUACUUGAUAUGGUACAUUUUCUUAGUUACUGCCAAAGCUGGGCAGUAUAUCAUAACAUUUGCUGAUCCUCACCACCAAGGCAUAAGCUACGUACUUUAGGACAUAGAAAUAAAUGUGGAUUGACAACUCUACUUCUUCAUACUUUGAAUCUGAUGUUAUGAAAAGAUACCAACUUAAGUCUCACUAUGUACUUUUCACAUAUGAAUUGUACAUUCAUCUGAAAGUGAUGUCUUAGCAAUACCUUGUAAUAACCUUUCAAGCAAUAAUUUAAGCCAUGGUGAUGAUGCCAUAUAAAACUUGCACUUCUGUGCUCUUCAGAGAACCUUUGAAGAAAUAGAGACAUGCUUUGUCCUAAGCAAUAAUAUAGCUGACAUGGACUUUUUAAAGAUAUUUACUAUUCUAUAGCAAAAUGCUUAACAAAUGACGAUUCAGAUAUAAAACGUUUGGGCAAACACCAUGCUCAAUCUACCAUAGAAGUUAUUCAUUCGCAAACAUGCUAUAAAGUAAAUAAUAUACUCCCAUCAGAAUAUUUAUGGUAUAUAAUUUUAAAAUUAAUUAUAAUAUGAUUUUUAUUCCUCUUGAAAAGAUUUAUAUAUUAUAUGUAAUUGUGCCCAAAUCUUUGGAUCUUUGUAGUAUAAAAUAGUAAGGAGCAAGUUGCAGAUGGAGAAAUGAGUACAAGUAGAGCAUAGGUUAGAAGAGUUGAUUGAGAAAGUAGGUUUUACAAAAAUGUAGGGGAGUCCUAGGACAAACCAACAUAAAUUUCGUUCUGGUAAGGUAUGGAAAGAAAGAUUAAAGAUGAAAACAGUGCCACUGUUUAAUGACAGCUACAUUAAUGUUUACUAAGUAUAAUAGUAUUUUAGGUUCAAAAUAUAAUGGGUUGAAAGUCAUCUGUAGUACAAUUAAUAAAUGUCUAGAAACAGUCAUAUCAUAAUAUUAAAAAAAACUAGAUCUCAGUUUUCAAAAUAAUUCAUAUUUUAGUCUUUCUGCAGUAUAAUUUUAAUCAGAUGUGGGUCAAUUAUAAUUUUUUAAUUGUUACAUUUAUAGUUCCAUCAUUUAGAAUAACAUUAAAAUUACAGUUUAAUGCGACAGGUAAACUUAAGUUUCAGUCAACAAUGUCUGAUUGUCAGAUUAUUAGUUUAGAAUCCAAUCCUAUGCAUGUAGAUAAGAUUACAGCUCCUACUUCUGCCUACCCAGGUAAACUCUUCUCUGGUCCUGAACCUGAACAGAAUGGGAAUGGUGGAUUUGCCAAAAUUUUUCUCUUACCUAUAACAAAAAUUACCAUAGCAUCCUCGUAUCCAUAAUUUGGAAUCUUCCUCCAUCAAUAUCAAACAGAAUUGUUGAUUCACUGAGAAAAUUUUGAUAGUUAACUUUUUGUAUACCAUUGGAUGCUUAACCCCUUAUUAAGUAUACAGGGUUGAUAAGGGCAAUUCUUUAUUUGAAACUCUUAAAUAUACCAAAUUUCUCAGUUUAUCCAUCUAAUCUCUGAUCAGUGUUUAAUAUUGAAUAGUAUUUGAAAGCAGAAAAGAGAAGGAUAACUAAGUGUCAAGCCUAAGUAAUAGUUUGCAUUUGGUUCUUUUUAUAUAUAUUUUCAAAUUGAUGAAUCAGUUUAUAUUUAAUCUUCCUUUGAGGCUUUUUUUUUGUAUUUGGAGAUAAAGAAGGGAGUUUAUUAAAUAUUUUUACUAUGGUCUAUUCGAUGACAAACAUAAGUAGGACAGAAAAAUAAUUGGGAUGAUGUCAGAAAUGUACAAAAUUGCUUCUCAGUACCACACCUCACGUUGUCAAACAGUCCCUUGCAUUUUGCUGCCUGGAUGUCACAUCUCAGACAGAUAGGAGGACAGAGAGACAGAUGGAGAGAGUAGAGGGUGCAGGUGUAGGUAAGAUUGAGCAAAGAUUUAACUUUUCUUCAGGAAGGUAUAUAUACAUGUAUUCUCUAAAAAGAUAGGUAGCUUCCGUAGUAGUUUAAUGGUUUAAUGAAAACCAAAAGAUGUGUUUGAUUAUUGGCCAGUGUUAUUUUUAAAAAGGAGAGCGAGAGAGAGAGGAUUGACCUUAUUGAACUAUUUUCAGUUUUCUUAAGAGGUAGUGCCAACCUUUUGGCUGUGAAUCUCAGUGAAACUGGGAUUAGGAUCUCAGAGAUAUGAAUAGAAACUCUGAAGGUGGCAGAGAGAACCAGAUGUGGCUACAAAGAUUAAGGUAAAGGAAGGUGUCAGAACAUCUGGAUUGAAGGAACAAAAAAGGCCAGUUACCAGCUGUGCCAUGUCACAGAAAAGUCUGCUAAAAUUUCCACAAAAGGACAGACUAAGUGGGCAAGUGAUAUUAAAACAUUUUUCCUUUUAUAACAUGACUAAUAUUCGGUGAGAAAAAAUGCAGUUUUAAGCCUUCUUUUUGAUGUUUUUGUUCAGAGAUUAUAGAAAUUGUGUCUUUCUCAAGUUGGGAAGUUUAAUCACAAAGACUUGAAAUAUUGAUUUUGUAUCCUAAAAUCUAGAGAAAAAUCAUUUUGGGGAGCUAGCCUAUAUUGCAUAUUCUUUUUCACACUCCUCUCAAGUUGAGAUAUGACUGCUAGCAAAAUAAAUGCUCAACUGUAGAGCAGAAAGAAGCCUUUACAGACUGAGCCAAUCCUCUGCAGAUGUUCCACAAAGUGUGAGUGGGGAGAGCAUUACCUCACCACACUUGAUUGGGGUGAGAUCACGCUGUGCUCCCGGUGUUCUAAGGUCAAAAACAGUCAGGUAGUCUUUAAUCGUCAGAUUUUUCACUUACAGGUACCCAGUUAAUGCAGACUGAGUUGGUUUAAACUAGAAUUUUUUUUUUUUUCUGAAAGGCAGAAACAAAUCGGAACAUUUAUUUUCCCAAAAGAGUCAGGACAAGAUUUAUUUAUAUUUCAAACUGAGAAUAUUAGGGAUGUUUGAAAGUUUUCUAAACCUGUUAAAAGUCAGUGAGAAAGAAAUUUUUUUCUGGAUCCCUUAAGACUUGAUCUUGUGAUAACAGUUAUGAAUGACUUUUCGGUGAUUUUUUUUUCCUCCAUAUUUGCCAUUUGAUACAGAAGCAAAGAUAUCAUAAAUAAGACAAACUUCGAAAUGGUGGCAUUGAGUUGUGGUUUGCAUAUUUGGAAACAUUAUUUUACUUAAAAUGUUAAACUUUGAACAACUUAGGUGUUAACGGUAAGAGUCAAAUAAUACUGUAUGCAGACAUGCUCACUUUAUGGUACUGAGCACAGCACCUCAAACUCCUCAGAAUAAAAUCUAAGUCAAAGUCAAUUAAUGUUCAAAUCAUUUGAAUAUUAACAAUAAUUUAAUGAUAUAAGUAUUCCUGUAUCGUCUCUACCAAGAAACUGUGCACUACCAUUCCCAAUGAAACCUCAAUUCCUAAAACAAUUUUACUUAUACUUCCUCCCAGAGCAUUUUCUUAAACGUCACUGACUUUCAAGGUUAGGAAGUAAAUGUAGUUUCUUCUAAGACUGGAGUGAUCUGGACAAAUAUUUUGUAUAUUAGCACUUGAAACCCUUCUUUCUAUUCUUAGCAUUUAAAGUUACUUUUUUUAAACUCAUUUUUAAAAUUUUGCUUUAUAUAGUACAAUCUCUGUAAAGUGAAGCAAAUUACAGAAGUACCCAGUAGAUUUGUCUACAACAUGCAGACUUCCUCCUUAGUUUUAUAGGAGUAAAUGACCAUUUUGAAACCAAACCCUAACCUUGGUGUGGACUUUCAAAUUGCUAUUGAAGUCUUUGGGAAGUUUUCGUAAGAAUAAAUUAUCUGAUGACACAUCUGAUUAUAGUCAACAAGGUAUAAAUAAACCAGAGAGAUGUGUAAUUUUUUAAAGUAAUUUGGGGGUGGGGUUAGAAAAAUUCUUUAAUUUUUACUCUUGCGUAAAGAUAAUUAUUAGUGGAUGGCAGCUAUAAUUAUUAUUCCUAUAAUUUAAAUUUGCUUUAAGUAAUCACCAGACACUUGGAUAAUUCAUGCUUGUAUUUUUUAUGUAACUCAAUGACCUGGAAUAAUGGGUAACCAUUGCUUUUUCUUUUGAUUCUUAAAGACACUCUCUUAUUCUAAAAGAAUUCUCUUACUAAAAUGAAAUGCUUACCUGAUAAGAGUUGUCCCAUUUUUUUAACUUAAUAUGCUAAUCAAAGUGAAUAUUUAAAGACACAGAAAGAACUUCUCAAAUUGUAUUUGCCCAAGAGGAAAAUUUAUUUUCUACUGGAAAAAUUGAGCAUGUCUUCAAUCAAUAUUUGGUACAUGAUCUAAUUAAACCUUAAUAUAGCCUUUAUGCUAAUGAUGCAACCAUGUAAGAGUCCAAGUAUCAAGUAUAGCUAUAACUUGAAUAUUAGUAGAGUUUAGUAUCAAUUCUGAAUACCACUCCCGGUUAGUGUAAAAGGCAAGGGUUGCACAGGAAGUUAUAGUGUGCAGUAAACUACUCAGAUCUUUGAAAGCUCAUCAGCAUACUGGACUCCUGUUAUUUUUACUACCUACGCCCCCACCCCCGACUUUGUCUCUUUCUUCCUUUGUUCCCUCCUUUACUUACUUAUUUCCAAUACCUAUAAGGUCCAUGAUAAUAACAUAUUACCAUUUGGCUUUGGGCCUCUCUUCACUUUCACAUGAUUGAACACUGUGGACUUAUGAGUUAAGGGAAGGAAGGAAGGUGCACACUUAGAGAUUUGAGCACAAGCAACUAAGAGAACAGAGACCUUAGCUUCCAAAGGUUUGUCAAUCAAGACAAAUCUGGGACUAUAAAAUAUGUGUUCUUUGUCACCUAUUUUUGUUCUUCAGAAAUAUCAGGGUUAACCUCUUUGCAUAAUCUAUCUUUGGCUCCUGGGAAUGUGUUGAUUUAGAAAGUUCUUAUUUUCAAGUAGUCCAAUUUUUACUUGGAUAUGAGUAAAUAAAAAUUAAAAAAGCUUUUUCUAUUUGCAAGAAAAAUUGCUUUUUGAACAUUUCCCAAUAUGGUAAAUACACUAAGUAUGAGUUUAUUUUACUGGCUCUUUAUCUAGAGAUGAAUGAUACAUUGUCUUACUUCUUUGGUAUGCCUCUGAAAUGUGAGUUCUUUUUUGAGGGUCUGAACACUUUUGUCAUCCGUUUUAUAACUACUCUAUGGAAAAGCAAUACACAAUGUAUUUCAUAUUUCUUAGCUCCGUGCUUUGGAAGUGUUAGCCCAUAUUGUGAUAGUUGUCUUUAACUAUAAUUUUGAAUUCAUCAGAAUUAACAAAUCACCAUGCUCUUCAAAAACACACAGCUUGGGUCAUUGUGCUAUAGCAAAGGAUUGAUCCUGUACAAAUACCAAUCCAAAGACUCUUUCCAGACAAAAUUAAACCAUUUCUAGUAUAAUAUUUGACUCAUAAGUAAAAAUAUAUUAUUUGAGAGUAAUAAUGAAGGAUCUUCCUACCAACAUUUUAAUAAUUUGAGCAAAUCUUAAUAUUUAAAGGGAUUUAGUUUCUAAAUCUUUUUUUUCAUGGUAAUAUAUUACUAUUCAGACCACUUAAGUUUUUUUCUUAUAAAUUUGUAUUCAUUAUUAGGAAAUCAUUUGGAAAUAGUAUAGCUUUUAGCUCUCUAGGACAGUUUCAAUAGCCAAAUAUCUUUUAGAUUUGGGUUCCUGUUUCUUAUUUGAAUUUGUUAUGAACCUCAGGUGUCAAACUCCAGCAGAUCAGGUAGUCAAAUGAAAGAGUAUGAAAAACUUAGGGAAGAAAUUUUAUAUUAAUUUACUUUUAUUUAUUUGAGGUCAACUAAUCAAUUUUGAAAUUGUGGAAAAAUAGGCAGUUACCAUAUAAACUGGAAGCUAUGAAAAUAUUUUCUUCCUGUGAUUUUCACUGUUAAGAAAAAUUUGCCUUAACAUGGGAGUCAACAUUAAGAUAUGUUCAGAUAAAGAAAUAGGACUUCUAAUACCUUUGCCACUUUUAUUUCUGUGGAAAAUAUGUUUAAUAGGUGUUGUAAAGACAGAAGAAAUCUUGUUGAGGAAAACAGAUGAAAUUUAAACAGCCAUAAUCUCAAAAGCAUUUUCCCCACUAAUUAGUUGCGCCUUCCUGAAUUGCUAUCUUGUGGCCCCAGAUAAGUUCACAAGCUAACUCGUUGUCUCCUUUACAAAUUUGUAGCAAAAUUCAAUCCCACUAUGUGGAAAUUGAUUCACAUCGUCAUGGCAGAUUAUGACUGCGGUGAAAGUCAGGUUAGGAUCAAACAAAAAAUGGCCCAUGGAGAGAAAUACUUUGAUUUAUUUUAGAGUUGGUUGAAAGGCUUUUUCUCUAUUGGAAAAAAAAAAUUAUCCUGAGAGUUUUGCCUUUGAAAAUGUCAAGUUUUAUAAAAGCUGCCUGCAACUACAUUAUAACUUUGGUAAUCACAUGAUAAAACUGUCUCAUUAUGCUUUUAAAAUAUACAAAUUAAGUGCAUUCCAGGAAUAAUACAUAUCAUUCUUCAUUUCAAAAUUAACCUACCUGAAUUCUGACUCAACUGUGAGUAGCCAUUUUACAAAACCAAAGGGUCCCAUUUCCCGACCAAUGCUUUAGAUACCACACUUAGUCCUGCCCAUUUCAAUGCAUAAAAUAUACAGCCAAUGCAUUUCCACCAGACAUUCAGGCACUAUAUAUAAUAAAAAUAGGUUUCCCAACGCACUCAAUGAAAACAUGUAGUUAUAAUAUGAUAUGCAUUUAUUACCUUUAUCUGCAUGGAGUACUUUUUAACUAAACCAAAUAUAUGAAUAUUUUAACAUUCUGGCCAAUUUGUUUGCUGCAAUUUCAUGGGUCUAAAUUUUUGGUUUGGCUUGCUAUGUAAAUAAUAUUGUAUAUCUGCUAUUUUGCUAUCAGAUUAUACUUUGUGAAUCAUUUCUUUUAAAUAUCUAGUUACAACAAAGUUAAAUUACAAUGUCAUCAAACGAUACCAGGUAAAUAUACUAAUAUAUAUGUAGGGCAUGCAUAAAUUGCAUAUAUUUUUAAAUGUCAAGCUAUUUUUUUUUUAAAUAAAUGAAUGCAGCUCUUAAACCUGUACCAUUAAUUUUAAAAAGUUUUAUUUAGUGUUUCAUAUUAUAUUUUGGUUUUCUUUUAUUCAGUAGUACAUGUUUAGAAAAACUUUCUAAUUAAAAUAGUAAAAUAUGCCUCAUUUCAUUAGAAUCUUAACAGUAGCACAUGUAAAAAGUAUAUAAGCACUUACAGGAAUAUAAAUAUCCUCUAUCUUUUUCAUGUAACACCACUUUUUAUUCAUUUAUUUGUAAUUACUCUAAAUCAUGUACAAUGUAAAUAGCAUGUUUCAUGAUACAGCAGUCUUUGUAUUUACAGACUGCAGAACAAGAUGAAUUUGUAUAUGAAAAAUGAGUGAUGGGAACUUGGGAGUCAUGUGAAGCAAAGUGGAAAUACCAAUUGUGUGUUAUAUUUACAUAAAUCACUGCACAGCUGUCUAAGUCGCUCAUUUAUUUGCCUUGGAAAGUCCAAACUGUCACAUAAAAUAUUUAAAUUAAUAAAUGAUAUCAAAACAGA
Oryctolagus cuniculus (rabbit) is the source of this 15074-nucleotide messenger RNA. It is a transcript of the gene GUCY1A2, whose product is annotated as guanylate cyclase 1 soluble subunit alpha 2. Lineage: Eukaryota; Metazoa; Chordata; Mammalia; Lagomorpha; Leporidae. Gene Ontology annotation, cellular component: guanylate cyclase complex, soluble. Gene Ontology annotation, molecular function: guanylate cyclase activity; heme binding. Gene Ontology annotation, biological process: response to oxygen levels; cGMP biosynthetic process. The record is from RefSeq and is a predicted model, not a curated record.